GCCAGUCAGACGGAGCGGAGGGAGCACGUGAUAGGGUAGAAGGCGGGGCUAGCCUUGACAGCUGGGACAAUGAACCUCUGCUGAGCCAAGCCGGAGGGACGCUGAGAGCUGACGGCUGAUCAGAGUCCGCAGGGUGUCGGUGGCCAGUAUGAGUCGCUUCCUCGCUAUCCUUCGCAGUUGGCUGAUGAUGGUUUCCAUUAUUGCGGCUGGAAACACACUGCAGAGCUUCCGCGACCACAGCUUCCUGAGCGAUAAAUUAUACACGGGGAGGCCGAACCAAGUGAACGGCCUGCAGGCUCGCACCUUCGGAAUCUGGACGCUGCUCUCGUCUGUGAUUCGCUGCACAUGUGCCAUCGAUAUCCGCAAUAAGACACUCUACCACCUCACCCUGUGGACCUUUAUCCUGGCACUGGGCCACUUCAUGUCUGAAGUCUGGAUCUAUCACACUGCUCAGAUGACCAUUGGAGUCAUGGCGCCACUUAUGGUCGCAAGUUUCUCCAUAUUGGGCAUGGUGAUCGGCUUCCAGUACCUGGAGGUUAUACCGGACCCCCCAGCUACCUCCAUCAAGAAGAGAAACUGACACCAGAGACCCAUCACCCUGUCAUGUCCCCGGGCCCUCCCAUCACAAGGUGCCAAAAGAAAUGAGGCGGAGUGCAUGAGAGACAGAACAUUCCACAACGUGCCACUUUCCUUCAUAUAAUUUUUAUUUAAAUAAAAAGAAGACAUUA
Messenger RNA from Rana temporaria (common frog), 728 nucleotides. It is a transcript of the gene ERG28, whose product is annotated as ergosterol biosynthesis 28 homolog. Lineage: Eukaryota; Metazoa; Chordata; Amphibia; Anura; Ranidae. The transcript is spliced from 5 exons. Gene Ontology annotation, cellular component: endoplasmic reticulum; membrane. The record is from RefSeq and is a predicted model, not a curated record. Gene Ontology annotation, molecular function: protein-macromolecule adaptor activity. The coding region runs from base 149 to 580 and encodes 143 amino acids.